Molecule: messenger RNA, 1990 nt
Organism: Anoplophora glabripennis (Asian longhorned beetle)
Lineage: Eukaryota; Metazoa; Arthropoda; Insecta; Coleoptera; Cerambycidae
Product: putative ankyrin repeat protein RF_0381
Exons: 5
Coding region: 149-1867 (572 amino acids)
Biological process (GO): intracellular signal transduction
Molecular function (GO): protein binding
Source: RefSeq, a predicted model, not a curated record
AUGUAAUGUUUGUAUAAAAAAAAUGGUUGGUGAAAAGGAGAUCCGAAAAGUGACAAUUUUUGUACAUUUAUUUACUUAAUAGUCCAUUUGUUAAUUUCUGAACAAAUAUGCCAUUGAGACAAGUACAUAGGUGAUAAAUAAUAAAACCAUGGAAGCUCCUAACGAACUUCUUAUGCAAGCAAUAUAUGAAAAUGACAUGAAAUUUAUUGGUUGUUGCUUAACAGGAGGUAUGGGUAUGAAUAAGAUUUGUUCAAAUGGAAUGACUCUUCUGGGGGCUGCAGCACAAACUGGAAAUUUAUCGAUAUUAAAGAUACUAAUAGAUUACCAUUGUUGUUCAUCUUUAUCAGACUACAGAAACGAAAAUAAGAAUAAGCCACAGUAUUUGCAGCUCGAUUCAGAUAACCAAAAAAGAUACAAAAAUAUCGGUUACUUUGUAGUUUGCAGGGACUUGGAUGAAACAGAAUUUGGGGAUGGCCCCACUCCUGAUGGUAUGGAAGGUUUAGAGUGGGACAUGGAAGUUAGUGAAUCACAUUUUUCCACAGAUGAAGACGUAGUAGAAGAUGGUGAGAUAAAUAUGUAUAAAUGGUAUGCAAAUAUUUUAAAUCGUACGUCUGUGAUGCUUGAAUCGCCUGAAAGGGAUAUCGGUAGACUUGAUAGACAUGGUCAGAGCGUAUUACAUUAUGCCGUCAACUCGGGAAAUAUUGACAUGGUGGAAUAUCUCAUGGCCACUCUUGGCAAAGAUUUAAGCAUUAACCAAAACGAUGCUUGUUGUUUUAGUCCAUUACAUAUGGCUUCGGCUAAUGGAGAUAUCGAAAUGGUAAGAUGGUUGUUGAGAAGAGGCGCAAAUGUAAAUGCGAUGGGAGGAAGACAACGGCAAAGUUCUUUACAUAUUGCUGCUAGAGCAGCUCAUUUGCUGAUUAUAAAAGCUCUUGUUGAUGCAGGAGCUGACAUAAAUGUAGUGGAUAUAGAAGAGAGAUCAGUGCUUACGGUGGCUGUAAGGCAAGGUAACGAAGAAGCUAUAAGAUACUUGGUGAAGGCAGGUGCUAGGGUUAAUCAUGAAGAGCCUGGAGGAGUUACUCCAUUACGUCUAGCAGUGUGGGCUAACAAUGCCCCCGUCGUACAGAUUUUAUUAGAAAGUGGAGCAAGACUUGUACAUUCACAUCAUCUAGUGCACACAGCCGUUUCUAAUAAUAAUCUGGAGGUUGUAAGGAUGCUGGUUGAAAAGGGAGCCAUGUUGAAUGCCAAGGAUGAUCAAGGAAAUACUCCUCUUAUGUUGGCGUGUUCCAGGAAAAAUUUAGCCAUUGCCAGAUAUUUGAUCGUACACGGGUCAGAUGUCAACGCUGCCAGCCACAUAGAUGGCAAGACUGCCCUCCACAUCUGCGUCCAGGAUGUACGGGAGGCAAAAUGUGUCCACCAGUUGGUAGACUUACUAGUGCGUCAUGGCGCCGACAUGAACGCUCCCAGCUACCAGGGUAGUGUCUUGUUUUACUCGAUAAUCCUAGAAAACCGAAGUGCUGCAACAGCCUUAGUUCAACACGGGGCAGACGUUAACCUGAGGGACGAAAGAGCUUACGUGGAUAACCUCAGUCUAGCCAAACGCCAUGGCGAUCUAAAUCUAGUCAAACUUUUAGUAUACGGGGGCUUCCGAUUGUCAGAAAUGACGUGGGAUCCGCGUGCUUUGAGGACUCAGUCGUUGGAUCCUGCAUGUGAUUUCUUAAUAUCCGUUAAGACAAAUCCAUUAAAUUUAAGGGAAUUAUGUAGGAUCGUUAUAAGGAAGCAAAUCGGGCCCAGAGAACUUAUUUCUCGUAUUUCCACACUGCCUUUACCUUCAUUACUUCAUAAGUAUUUAGCGUUAGAGAUUCUAUAAGAGGAUUUAUUGACAAGUUAUAUAUGUUGAUCUCAUAUUGUUAGGGUAUUAUGUUAUACUAGUCAGUUUUAAUAGUAUCCAUAAUUUUAUUUUAUAAUCUUGUGAUAUUAUUAAUAAAAUGUA